Molecule: messenger RNA, 2620 nt
Organism: Carya illinoinensis
Lineage: Eukaryota; Viridiplantae; Streptophyta; Magnoliopsida; Fagales; Juglandaceae
Exons: 9
Coding region: 180-2309 (709 amino acids)
Molecular function (GO): protein binding
Source: RefSeq, a predicted model, not a curated record
AGGAUCAUGUUAUAAUAACCACUGGUUAGCUGUGCAGCCAUCAUUUCUUCAUAGAGUACCAGUGACCACAACAGCCAAGUGAAACUUAAAGCCACGAGCGAAAGUUUUGGAAAAUAUCCCGUCUUCCAGCUUGCUAGCUGCCUCGCGAAUAAGAUUAUAAUAUAUGUUGAUAGAUUAAGAUGGAAACAAAGAGUACUGUCUUUUCUGCUGCUGUUCCUGUUCCUGAAUUGCUUGACAAACAUAAUUAUGAGAAAUGGGCGAUUCUGGUACGAACCUACUUGGAGGGUCAAGAUCUUUGGGAGGACAUCAUUGACGAUAACGAAAACGCAACAGCAGCACCUUCUCAGAAUGAAAAUGAUGAUGGAGAUGCUAUUAAGGUUCGGAGGAGGAGGAACUUCAUGGCUUUACAUGUGAUCCAGACUUCAUGCGGGCCAGACGCCUUUUCCAAGAUUAGCACAAUUCGUUCAGCCGACACUGCUUGGCAAACUUUGAAAAGGAAGUAUCUUCCAGCUGAUACGGGCGACAUUGACAAUAGCUAUCUUCAGUAUGCGGACUUGUAUAGGGCAGUGCUUGAGGGUAACUUGAUUGCUGCAAAGGACUUUUUUGUUUCUCAACCAGAGGCAGUAAGAAAGGCAAUCACAUAUAAAGGCGAAACGGCUCUUCACAUUGCUGUUACUGCUGGACGUGACGCAAUAGUCGAGGAGUUGGCGCGUCGAAUGUCGGUAGAAGACUUAGAAAUUGAAGAUGGUGACGGUUACACAGCUCUAAUGAAGGCUCUUGUGUAUGGAAGAUCCAAACUGGUGAGCCAUUUGUAUCCUUCCAUUUCGUGGAAUCAUGAUCUGGUGCUUGCAGAAAAAGUUCGCAAAGUAGCUAAUCUUCUUACCCGUGCAAUAUAUACCACAAAUUUGGAUCUUGCUUUAGAUUUAAUCAAGAAAUAUCCAAGUUUGACACUUGCUCUUGACGACCGUGGCGAGUCCCCCUUCUUAGCAUUGGCUUCUGUGCGCCCCGCAUUUCGGAGUGGAAAGCGGCUCGUGUGUUGGAAAAAAUGGAUCUAUUUCGGUAUGCACAUUGAUCAACCGGCUCCUUCAACUAGCUCUGAAAUUCGUUUGAGCAUUCCCAACAUUGAAAAUGGCCGCCAAUGCAAUCAAGUUGUAACGAUCGAAUUGGUGCCAGCAGUACUGUUUCGCCAUCUAGUUUCAGUAACUGUCCGCAAGUAUUUGCUGGUGCCAGCAAAAUCAAUUAUCAGCAAUUUGUUGGGAAUCAAACAAUUAUAUGACAUGAAGAAGAUCCAUACCCAAUCCAAAGUUCUUCUUUCCUGCAUGUGCAAGGAGAUACAAGCAUCAUUAAUACAUACUGGCGGUCAACUUGAAAACAUUGGUGGGGUUUAUGAUGCAAUCAACCGUGCUGUCAGGAAUGGGAUUCCUGAGUUUGUUUAUGCGGCAGUGGAGCUCGAUCCAAGAUUUCUGGAGAAUAAAUAUAACAAUUCGAGGAACCUACUUAUGCUUGCUGUUCUCUAUCGUCAUUAUAAGAUCUUUAGGCAUAUAUGGAACCUUGAUAUGAAGAACAUUUCGGCAUCUUAUGUAGAUCGCAGCGACAAUAACUUGUUACAUAUGACAGGGAUGACGGAAGAUUCUACAAUAUUUAAUCAAAUCUCUGGUGCAGCUUUACAGAUGCAAGGAGAGUUACAAUGGUUUAAGGGGGUGGAGAGAAUUAUCAAUCCUAAGAUCAAAGAAGCAACUAACAAAGAUGGUUUAACUCCCCGAGAACUAUUUACAAAGAAUCAUAAGAACAUGAUGGAAAAGGGAGAGAAAUGGAUGAAGGAUACAUCAUCAUCAUGUACAGUGGUGGGUGCUCUGAUUAUUACUAUUACAUUCGCUGUAGCUUUUACGCUUCCAGGUGGUAAUGACCAAACUUCAGGCUUUCCAAUAUUUUCAAAGAAAACAUUGUUUAAGGUCUUUAUAAUAUCCGAUACAUUGUCUCUUUUUUCUUCUUCAACUUUAGUGUUGAUGUUUUUGGGAAUCCUCACAUCACGUUAUGCAGAAGAAGAUUUUAUUGUGUCUUUGCCGAGAAAGAUGAUAAUAGGUCUUUCCACUCUUUUCUUCUCUAUUGCGGCCAUGAUGGUAGCCUUUUCUGUUACUCUUUUAAUCAUCCUAAAUGAGCAACUCCUGACUGCAAUUACUCUCAUUUGUUUGGCUGGUGUUCCAGUCACCUUCUUCAUAUGGAUUCAAUUCCCCAUUCUUAAAGAUAUGAUCAAGUUGACCUGCUUUUCCCCCAACUUCAAUCGGAAGAUGAAGCUUGAUUUUAACUAAUCAAUCGUACAACAUGGUGUUUUGCAAUAUAAACUUAAGAUCUCUUUGGUGGCAAUGGAAGAGAUUGCAUGCUUGUACUUUGAAGCUACUAGGAAGAAGACUUCAAGUUCGUGCCAAUCAAAAGAAUUAGAGAGGUUCAUAACUUCCUUCAUUAUCUCACGAGUUUAAGGGCUUGAGAGAAAAUUUAGAGAUUUCUCUCGUUUGGUAGAAGUCUUUGUUUAGUGUGUUUGUAAGACUUGGAUGUAUUAAGAUUUUACAUUUUUGUGUUUUUUGUUAUCACUACUAUUUUUAACUCCAUUGUUUAGUUAGUA